AUGGUUACUGUUAAUACUCAAAGAAGCACCAGAGAUGACAACACAAUAUUGUUGGAUGCAAUUGCAGCUUGUGAGUCUGUGCAGAUUUCAAUAUUGGAGUUCAGUAGAGUGGUAUAUAUUGCAGCAAGAAUAGCAACUAUUUCUGCUAGUGUUGAAGAAGGAGAGUGUGAAACAAAUGUUGCAUUAAAGGAGAGCAAAGGCCAAUUUUGA
Molecule: messenger RNA, 210 nt
Organism: Funneliformis caledonium
Lineage: Eukaryota; Fungi; Glomeromycota; Glomeromycetes; Glomerales; Glomeraceae
Source: the annotation of a GenBank genome assembly